AUGUCAGUCAACGGCGCGUUCUUCGGUCGAAACGCUGAAUUUUCUACCAUCUCUCGUGAUUAAUCUCAUUAUAUAAUAACCAUAGAAAAAUCCAUAGAAAAAGGUCGCAUAUCAUCGCUCAUCUUGCUGUAAGCAAUUAUUUCCCAUAUGGCACCAGCAAACGUAAGAAGACGGCAUUCAAGCUUGCCGCAUUUUGAAUCUGUUGUUAGGAUUUCAAAUUUUCCUAUUGUGGAAAGCGGUAUACAUAUUGCUGGCAAUGUGUACAAUAAAAUAAAGCGUUCAAAUUCUUUGAUGAACUGGAGCCUGGAUACAGCGGAACAGUCAUUAGCAAUUGCCACGUCAACAGCAAGACCCGCAUUUUUCGCCUUCAAUAGGCCAAUUACGACAAUUGAUCAACUACUGUGCAAAGGUAUCGAUAUCGUUGAGCAGAGGGUACCAUCAGUGCAUCUUCCUCCUUAUCUUAUAUAUUUGAAUACGCGAGAUUAUGUAAAUAACAGAAUCGUAAAACCAGUUCUAAUGCGCGCCGGGAGUAUGAAAUAUAUUGGUAAUCAUGCUGCGGACGCUGCCGCAGAUAGGUUGGAUGGUGCGCUUACGAUUGCGGACAAAUAUGUAGAUCGCUAUUUGCCAGAAGAAUCGACCGAUACGGUCGAUGGUACUAAAGCAGAUGAAGUCAACUUCGUGGAACCUGUGAGCAAAACUAAACGAACAAUCAAGCAUGGCGCAAGAUUCUCGCGAAAAUUACAAAAGAGAUUGACACGACGUACUCUGGUGGAAGCACGUGCGCUUAAGGAGCAAGGAACGGAAUGUAUUCAUGUCCUUUUAUAUGUGAUAGAAUUGAUAGCAACAGACCCAAAAUUAGCUUUGAAAAAAGCUAAGGAAUUGUGGACUACGUUGAGUUUGCCUGAGCCUGAAAAUCAGGCACGCCCAGCCACGCUUGAACAAUUGCUGGUACUUUUAACGCGUGAAUCUGCACGUCGCAUGGUGCAUCUGGUGAAUGGCACGGCGGCAUUGGCCGCUAGAACCCCGCGACGUUUAGGUCAUCUAUUCGUCCGACUUUCUCAUCAAUUACUUGCUGUUGUGGAUGCUUCAUUAAAGAUGACACCACUUAUAGGUAAAAGCAAUGCAGCAAAAGAACAAUUAUCUGUCAUACGCUCUGCCAUUGACAGGUUGAAUAGCACCACGAAUUUGCUAUUAGAAAAAUUUGCUGCGUUCUUGGCUGGUCGACCUAGCCCUCAAAAGACACCACACAUGCGAAACCACCAGCAGAACCAUAACAACCACAUGUCAGUGACUUCCAAUCCCCCCGUGAAUGGUAUCGAGUAACGAGUGAGUCCCGCCUGAAAACUGCUACGUGCGGAUUUUUUUUCUUCCGGUUUUCGAUUACAAGGUCGAAGACACGAGGAAACAGCGCCGAGAACCCACUAAUUAACAUGCAAAAUUUCAUCAGUCUGAUUACAUUAUUUUUACCAAAUUUUUACGAUUUUGUACUCGAGGGGAGGGAGAUACAAUAAUGUAGUAACAGAAUAUAUAAUAUUUACAUUGGCACAGUGUAUACGUGCCAUGCUUAUUCUGUUUCUUAACUUAGCUAUUCGUUAACUAACUCUUUUAAGUGUAAUUAAAAAAAUAAAGGGCCGUAUUGAUUAAUCAUAACACUGUA
Molecule: messenger RNA, 1657 nt
Organism: Linepithema humile (Argentine ant)
Lineage: Eukaryota; Metazoa; Arthropoda; Insecta; Hymenoptera; Formicidae
Gene: Lsd-1
Product: lipid storage droplet-1
Biological process (GO): lipid storage; positive regulation of triglyceride storage
Cellular component (GO): cytosol; lipid droplet
Source: RefSeq, a predicted model, not a curated record